AUGACGUAUUGGCGACUUGGCGUGCCCAAAAACAGAAGCCCAAUCCUCUACGAUCAGCCGACUUCUGAACGCAAAAAGAACGCGGAGAGAAACCAACACUGGGAAAAGCGACACUGCGAGACAUACGGAGACGACGACGACGACGACAACGACCACGACCACCAGCAGCCACCGGAUUUUCACAAAUUCUCCUUCAAUGGAAUUUUACUAAUCAAAGAAUAA
Molecule: messenger RNA, 222 nt
Organism: Lactuca virosa
Lineage: Eukaryota; Viridiplantae; Streptophyta; Magnoliopsida; Asterales; Asteraceae
Source: the annotation of a GenBank genome assembly